Messenger RNA from Racocetra persica, 494 nucleotides. Lineage: Eukaryota; Fungi; Glomeromycota; Glomeromycetes; Diversisporales; Gigasporaceae. The record is from the annotation of a GenBank genome assembly.
AUGGCACGAUCUCCUGUGAGAAGUCACCGAUCAUAUGAGACCACCUAUUUUGAAUCUCCAGCCAAUACAAUUCUUGCAUAUCAUCAUCAACCAUUCAAAGUUCGUUCUGUGUGUGAAAAUACCGUGACCUCCUAUCAAAAUUUCUUUCGCAAACUUUUAUCGUUAAAAAUGGAUGAUCAACUGGAAUGCGCAUUAGAUCUUAUGAGACGACUUCCUCCUCAAAACACCGAGGAAAACCUUUCACAACUCAUAUCUCUCGUUCCUCCCCUUCAUGAGGACUUGGUUAAUGCUAUUGACCAGCCACUUAAAGUUGCGACAUGCCCAAUAACGAAAAAGGAAUAUUUACAGUCAUCCUUUAAUAGGGAUGGUGAUUCUUUUCGAUCCCCAUGGUCAAAUGAAUACGAUCCACCAUUCGAAAGUGGUAUGCUUCCUUCUCCAAAAACACGAAAAUUGGAAAUUGCAGCUAACGAUGCUUUUAAUACAUAUCGAGAAAU